Messenger RNA from Neltuma alba, 1194 nucleotides. Its product is annotated as vacuolar protein sorting-associated protein 2 homolog 3. The record is from RefSeq and is a predicted model, not a curated record. Gene Ontology annotation, biological process: vacuolar transport. Lineage: Eukaryota; Viridiplantae; Streptophyta; Magnoliopsida; Fabales; Fabaceae. The coding region runs from base 177 to 815 and encodes 212 amino acids. The transcript is spliced from 11 exons.
CCGAACCUAUAUAACAGAGACGCGGGAGGAAGAGAGAUAAAAUACGGCGACGUGAGUUCCAGGAUCCUUCUCUUCUACUUCUGGCUUAUGGUUCUGGAGCUUUUCUCUAAAUAAUUUGGAAUUACCUUUGACGAAGACUUCGAGGAGCUCCCGUAUUGACCAUUCCGUUUGGCGCCAUGAACAUCUUCACCAAGAAACCCACGGCCAAAGAGGCUCUUAGGGAGAGUAAGCGAGAAAUGGCACACGCUACUAGGGGCAUCGAGAAGGAAAUUGGAGCAUUACAAUUGGAAGAAAAAAAGCUUCUCGCCGAAAUAAAGAGAACUGCCAAGACUGGCAACGAGGCAGCAACUAAAGUUUUAGCUCGCCAAUUGGUUAGGCUUAGGCAACAAAUUGCUAAUCUUCAAGGUAGUCGAGCUCAGAUGAGAGGCAUAGCAACUCACACACAGGCGAUGCAUGCCCAGUCUUCUGUUGCUGUUGGUAUGAAAGGUGCUAGUAAGGCAAUGGCAGCUAUGAAUAAGCAAAUGGAACCUGCAAAGCAAGCAAAAGUUCUACGAGACUUCCAGAAACAAUCAGCGCAGAUGGAUAUGACUACUGAAAUGAUGUCAGAUGCCAUAGAUGAUGCAUUGGAUAAUGAUGAAGCUGAAGAGGAGACUGAAGACCUGACAAACCAGGUGCUUGAUGAAAUUGGCGUGGAUGUGGCCUCGCAGUUGUCAGCGGCUCCUAAAGGAAGAAUUGCAACAAAGAGUUCUGAAAAUGCGAGCAGCUCGGGCGUUGAUGACCUAGAGAAACGUUUGGCAUCUCUAAGAAACCCAUAAUUUUCUGUGUUGAGUUCACGGGAUUUUCAAACACAAUGCCGUCUGCUAGAAUCCUUGGGCUCAAUUUCUCUUAUGGGAUUUGAUGGGUUCACUUGAAAUUAUUGUUUUAUCAAGGAAUCUGUUCUGAAUGUGAGAGGUUAUUGUUAAGUAGUAGAUGGAUUCUAAGAGAUGCUAGUGCGAUAGGAGAUUGAACGAAUAGCUCUAUUCACAAAUAGCGUAAUUUGAUGUUGAUUUUGUGAAUUGAAAUGCCGACUCGAUCUUCCUUUGUUUGUUUAGUGCUUCUCGUUUGUACCUAUUAAAUUCAUGCCUUGGUAAUUGAUAAUGACCCUCAAUGCCAUAGGCCUUCCUAUUUUUCCCUGCACAUGGCAACUCUUGGGAA